GAGGACAAAUAAUAUAUUUAUUGAUGCUCAUGAGCUUGUUGUGAUAAGUUUCAAGAGUAGAAUCUCUCUAACAAUGCUGAUGGCUACCUUGGCAGCACCCACUUUUCUCUUUUCUAGAACACAAUUGGAGGGCAGGAGUAGCAUUUCAUCCAACUCACAUAUCCUGGAUAAGAGGUCUUCUAAAAGAUUGCAUUGUCAAUUGAAGCAAUGUCUGAUGAAUGGCAUUUUGUCAGGAGAAAUCCAGGCGAGCCACUCAAGCUACGCUUCUCUUUUGAAAGAAUGUGCGAAGCUGAGUACCCUCUCAGAAACCAAAGCACUCCAUACUCAAAUAAUUAAAUUGGGAUUAUCUGAAUCAAACACCAUCUUGGCAAAUCAUUUGGUUAAUGCAUAUGUCAAAUGCCAGAGUGUUUCAGAAGCACGCCAAGUGUUUGACAACAUACCCCAACGAAAUGUGGUAUCGUGGACCGCUAUGAUUUCAGGCUAUGCACAGAAUGGAUAUAAUGUGGAGGCAAUUGUGCUUUUCUGUGCAAUGUUGGAAGCUGGUAUGAAGCCUAAUACGUUUACCCUUGGUAGUGUGCUUAGCGCGACUGCAAGACGCGGUGAUAUUGAACAGGGAAGGCUGGCUCAUGGCUACAUAAUAAAGACUGGGUUUCAGUGGGAUGCCUGUGUGGGAAAUGCUUUAUGCACCAUGUUUGUGAAAUGCGGGAGUAUGGUGUCUGCACGCCAAGUGUUUGACAAAAUGCCUGAACGAAAUGUUAUAUCUUGGACAGCAAUGUGUACAGGGUAUGUGGAAAGUGGUGAUAUUGGGCAAGCGUUCAAUAUUUUUCGACUAAUGCAGCUGUCAGGGAUAAAGCCAAACCAAUUCACUUUCACUUCUGUCCUUAGCGUAUGUGGCUGCUUCUCAGUGGGGGAACCGGGUAAACAGAUUCAUGCUUGUAUUAUUAAAACAGGGUUUGAACAGACUGUCCCUGUGGAUAAUGCGAUUCUUGACAUGUAUGCAAAAUGUGGGAAGAUAGAAGAUGCACGGAAGAUGUUUGAUGGAAUGCCUAAAAGGAAUUUGGUUUCAUGGAAUGCAAUAAUUGCAGGGUAUUCCCAGGCCGAGGAUUGUCUUAAGGAAACUCUCAAACUCUUAGAGGAAAUGCAGCUAGCUGGCAUGAAACCUGACCUUUUCACGUUUGCCAGUGUUCUCAGUUCAUGUGCUACUGGUGUUUCACUGGAACAGGGUAAGCAGAUCCAUUUGAGCACAAUAAAAGCAGGAGUAGAGUCAGAUGUUGCUGUGGGGAGUGCUCUUAUUACCAUGUAUUCAAAAUGUGGAAGCAUUGACGAUGCAAAUAGAGUGUUUGGUCAUAUGAUUGAUCGGAACGUUGUUUCAUGGACUGCAAUGAUUAUAGGAUAUGCUCAACAUGGAUAUGCUCAAGAGGCUCUUGCUUGUUUUCAGGAAAUGGAACAAGCUGGUGUAAAGCCAAAUCAUAUUACCUAUAUUGGUGUUCUUUCAGCUUGUAGUCAUGCAGGUCUCGUGGAUGAUGGCAAGAAUUACUUCAAUUCCAUGACAAAAGACCAUGGCAUUUUGCCAAGCAUGGACCAUUACGCAUGCAUGGUAGACCUUUACGGCCGCGCAGGUCGCUUCAAUGAAGCAAUGGGAAUUCUUAAGAGGAUGCCAUUUGAGCCUGGUGCUUUGGUAUGGCGCACCUUGCUUGGUGCUUGCAGAAUCCAUGGUGAGAUGGAAGCAGGAAAAUAUGCAGCAGAAAAGCUUCUUGAGUUAGAACCAGAAGACGCCGCAACAUAUGUUUUGCUGUCAAAUAUGUAUGCAUCGGCUGGCAGAUGGAGUGAUGCAGUAAAUAUAAGAAAAAUGAUGAGAAACAAUGCAAUAGUAAAGGAACCGGGGCAGAGCUGGAUCGAGGUGAAGAACAAAGUGCAUGCAUUUGUAGCAAGAGAUGGAUCACACCCACAAACAGAAAAGAUUUAUGCAAUGUUGGAGAAGUUGAGAAUGCAAUUAAAGGGGGCAGGAUAUGUACCAGACACAAACUUUGUCUUGCAUGAUAUGGAGGAGGAGCUGAAGGAAUCUAUUCUGUGGCAUCACAGUGAGAGACUUGCCAUUGCGUUCGGGCUUAUUAGCAUCCCCUCUGGUACACCCAUCCGUAUUGUUAAGAACCUUCGUGUGUGUGGUGAUUGCCACACUGCUACGAAGUUCAUCUCCAAAAUUGUUGGGCGAGAAAUAGUUGUGAGGGAUGCCAAUCGCUUCCAUCACUUCAAGGAUGGUCUCUGUUCAUGUUCAGAUUAUUGGUGAUUGAAUUGAAAAAAGCAACAUACAAUAUGGCGUUCUACAUCAGAAGCAAACUGUAGGCAACACGAGCGAGAAACUGGAUGCUAUUGUCACUUUGGUUCAAUGGAUCCAACUCCUAGUUGCAGAACACAGACAUUUAAAUUGGUUGGGAGGUUAUUGGAUCAGUAAAUGGAGAUAAUAACUUCAGGGCCGUCUUAUAACAGUUCUUGUAAGGCAACCACUGUGAUAAUGUUUUGUAGUUCUCUAGGAGAGAUAUGCAUGGGACAUGAUACCAUCUGCAGCAGUAUUAAAAUGCAGAGAUAUUGACACGGGCGUUACAAUGUGCUCAUUUCUCACACCAGCUCAAGCUAAACCAAGGUUAUACAGUGAUGAGCGUAGGUGAAUCCCCUGUGCAAACUUAAUGUUAUGGGUUAAUUCAGAUCCAAUUAAUUGAGGCAAUAUCCCUUUGUUCCAGAAACAUGAAUUUGAAGAAGUAAUAACUCUAAGCUUUGAAACAUUUUUCACAAACGUGCACCAGCGUUUCAAUGCCUAUCAAGAGCCUCUUACAUUUGAGAGACAAGAAAUACGAAUAAAAUUGGUCAUGUAACGUACAUAUUGUGAAAUGGAGUAUAGCCAAACCCUUCACUCUUUGUGAAGUAAAUCCAAAUGAUUUCAACAAAGUAAAUGCUGCUCAAGUUAUAAUGCAAGACAACCUGAGGACUAAAUAGUUAACUUUGCAAAUCCACAGUUUCAAAAGUGGAGCUAUGCCAAUGAAGACAGAUAGAACAAAUGCAAGAGCUUAAAUUUUUUUCAGAUAAUGCUUUGUACUUGGACAGGUAGUUUCAUAUCAAGAAACGUUCAAUAAUCUCCAACCCAUCAAAUUAGAAAGAUGCCCAAGGAAAUGAAAAUAUGUUAGCUCUUCCUUAGUUGUCCUAUUAAGGAUGUGUAAAUCUAAAGUUUCAUAAUCAUGACCUCUUUAAUGGCAACUCGGACAGCUCUUGGGAGAGCUACUACAUGAACUCGAAGGCUAUACAAGAUCCUGUCUCUUUCCUUGAUUGUCCUCAAUGUGAUUAAUUUUUCUACCAGGUCUGCUCAUAUAGAGUUUGCACAAAUUAUUAUUCAAGCUCUUUGGUCUCUAUUACGUAAACAACUUGAAAACUUCCUUUGCCGUGCUGUAAUUAGAUGAGCAAGAAACUCUUAAUCUUCAAAAUAAAAUUCACGCAGAGCUUCCAACUAGUCAAUCCGCAUGUAGGGAUCCCUGUGAAGUAAAAGGUUGGUUUGUCAACCAUCAAGUUAGCCUGUUUCCUCCACAUAAGAGCCAUCGUGGAAAUACCUGCAACCAGUAAAAAGAGGUUCACUGGGAUAAGGAAAUGAGUCCUGAUAUCUAAUAAGGUGCCUCUAAGGGUAAUCUGCAUGGAGAAAAUAAAUAAAUGUGGUCGCAAAAUUUGGAAGCAGUAGCUUUUGCAGAUUUAUAUUGUUAACAAUACAAUACCAUUAUGAUCAUAAUACCAAUUCCUAAGCUUAGAAGCUUAGACCACCUAUUUAUGUUCUAUUACAAUUGUAUAAAUUAUGGCUAGAACCCAAUCAUUCAUGAUUACGUACUUCAGAUUAGUACUCUUGUUAUAGGUGGUUCCAAAGCUGUGUUGUAUGUAUCUAUGUUUGGAAAUGUAAAAUACUGUACUCU
This is a messenger RNA of Cryptomeria japonica (Japanese cedar), 3947 nucleotides long. Its product is annotated as pentatricopeptide repeat-containing protein At3g24000, mitochondrial. Gene Ontology annotation, biological process: RNA modification. The transcript has 3 exons. Lineage: Eukaryota; Viridiplantae; Streptophyta; Pinopsida; Cupressales; Cupressaceae. The record is from RefSeq and is a predicted model, not a curated record. Bases 74 to 2287 code for a protein of 737 amino acids. Gene Ontology annotation, molecular function: RNA binding; zinc ion binding; protein binding.